This is a messenger RNA of Paralichthys olivaceus (Japanese flounder), 2033 nucleotides long. Lineage: Eukaryota; Metazoa; Chordata; Actinopteri; Pleuronectiformes; Paralichthyidae. The record is from RefSeq and is a predicted model, not a curated record.
UCUAACCUCCACAGACUAAUAUACAUUGGUCAUCUGAGCUCACAGCCGAUCCUAUUUGGUGUUGUUUCCUCCCUUCCAGAGAAAAUGUCCCUGUCCGGCUGGGUGUGUGUGGUAACAGGUGCCUCCAGAGGCAUUGGCAGGGGCAUAGCCCUCCAGCUGUCGGAGGCAGGAGCCACCAUCUACAUCACGGGGCGACAGGAGAAGACUCUGAAACAAACCGCUGCGGAGGUUAAGGAGAGGGGUGGGAACUGCGUGCCAGUUAUCUGUGAUUCUACAAAACAUGAAGACAUUGAGGAACUGUUUGACCGGAUCACAAAGGAACAGAAUGGCAGGCUGGACAUCCUGGUGAACAAUGCCUACGCUGGAGUACAGGAUAUUUUUGAAAGUACAGGCAAGAAGUUCUGGGAAACUGACCCGUUGAUUUGGGAUUCUAUCAACAACACAGGCCUCAGGGGGCACUAUUUCUUCUCGGUUUAUGCAUCUCGGUUGAUGGUGGCUCAGGGGCGAGGUUUGAUCAUCACCAUUUCAUCAAUGGGAGGGCUUCGGUAUCUCUUCAAUGUGCCUUAUGGUGUUGGUAAAGCCGCUUGUGACAGGCUGGCAGCAGACAUGGCUGUUGAGCUGAGGAGUAGGGGGGUGGCCUCUGUCAGCCUGUGGCCGGGGGCAGUACAGACAGAGCUGGUGAAUCAGUUGAUCCUGGAGAAAGAUGCAACACAGACUGUAAACUCUGAGAUGAAAAACGUAUUUGCCAAUGGAGAAACCACAGAACUGAGUGGGAGGUGUAUCGUCAACCUGGCAAAAGAUAAACAUCUGAUGUCUCUGACCGGGAAGAUUAUAAUGAAUUGUGACCUGGCAAGGCGCUAUGGGAUAAAAGAUAUUGAUGGUCGGAGUGUAGUUGAUUACACUUCCCUUAAAUUCCUCCUGGCCCAGGUCCCAUAUCUCUCCUGGCUCUCAGCUGUUACCCCCUCAUUUCUACGCCUGCCACGCUUUGUGCUCACCCUGGCAUAUAGCCGGUUCUAAACAAUUCCUCCACCAGUGAAGUGAAAGUGUAAAGCUGUAUACUUUAUACACCCAUUCCUACUUGAUGAUUCAAUGACUGUGAGUCUAUGAAGGAAAGACAUGAAGAAUUCUCUCGUAUAUUUUCUGUAUUUUAACAUCAGCACUAAUGUCCGCUGUGGAUGAAGCCACACAAUGUGAAAAUGUGAUUUAUUCAUAAUACUGAAUGUAAAGUAUUUGUAGGCCCUUGGGAAAACAUACAACAUCUGAAGCUUCACUCUAUAGUAAAACCCUUACAGAUGGUCCAGAGUGCAGCAGCGCAUCUGGUCUUCAAUCAGCCUAAAAGGGCACAUGUCACUCCACUGUUCAUUGACCUCCACUGGCUACCCAUGGCCGUCCAAAUUAAAUUCAGGUCACUAUUGCUUGCCAGCAAACCGACUUCUGAAUCUGCACCCAUCCACUUGAACUCAAUAACACGGGCUUAUGCUCCUUCUCGGCCACUGCAUUCCUCCAAGACAUGUCGUCUGGCAUCGCCAUCCCUGCUCAGAAGACACUCACAAACCAGACUGUUUGGUUCCCUGGUGGCAGAAUGAGAAUACAAUCUGAGCAUCUUUAAGAACCUCUUGAUGACUCAUCUCUUUCAAGAGCACCUCUAACACCUGAACUGGCACGUAAACUGCGCCCUUUUUUAACUGACCUCCUUGCGCUUUGUAUUAUUGAACAGAUUUUACAUUUAGUGCUCACUUCAAGGUCUCCCACAGUACAGAAGCUUUAGUGCUUUGCCUCUGAUGUAAGUGACUGCUUGCCAAUACCAAACAUUUAAAAAAACAUAUAACUGUAUUUUUGCACCUAUUUUUACAUGUACUACUUAUAUUGCCAUAUAUUGUACAUUCAGCACUGCUACAAGUACUAUAAGAGACUGACCUUCACAUAACAACUUCUUAAGUAAACCAAUAUGAACUCCAGUUUUCAGUUGUCAUUACAUGUAAAAAUGACCUGUUUCUAAAUAAAGACAGUGAAAUUCCUUGAAACAAGAUAAA